CAGAACCGUUCUUGAGAAAGCACCCGAAAUAAUUUCAGUUUGUGGGCUGCCAAAAUUCGAGCGGGCAAGGCGGAUUGGCCCGUUAAAAAAUUGAUGACUAAGGAAUGGCCAGUGCGCCAGGUUCCUUGCUUCACUCUUGGCUCGGCGUGCCAAGCCCCCAGCUGCAAAAGGUGGGGCAGCUCGAGAGCGCAAGCAAGACAACUGCGACUUUGAAGUUCAAUCUUGCAAAGUCCAACCCCUCCAAGAUAUUGUCCAGCAAGAAUAACCACAACCAUGUCUCCCCCAAGAUACAUCAUCUCCCGCGCCGCGGACCCCAUUUUCGCCGUAUUCAUUGGUCUCUCUGCAGCUGCCACGAGGAUCAACCGUGAGGAGAAGGAGAAGGGGAGGUCUACUCAGCAGACUCUGGAGACACUCCGCAGGCGCCUUAGCUUCCCAAAGAACUCGUAA
Messenger RNA from Podospora pseudopauciseta, 447 nucleotides. RefSeq lists its product as uncharacterized. The record is from RefSeq and is a predicted model, not a curated record. Gene Ontology annotation, biological process: protein secretion. The transcript is spliced from 2 exons. NCBI's taxonomy places the organism in Eukaryota, Fungi, Ascomycota, Sordariomycetes, Sordariales, Podosporaceae. Bases 274 to 447 code for a protein of 57 amino acids.